AUGGCGUUCGUCGCCAGAAAAGCACCGUCCAUUUUGCCGGCGGCUCCGGCUGCCACGUCAUCGUUCAAGCACAUGAUCUACGAGGAACCGCACUUUGCCAUGCAGAACAGUUUGAACAAAGUAAGUGAUGACGGUCCUGGCAGGGCAUUCCUCAUUCAAAGCGACGUAUCUCAGUUGUUUGUGGAGGUAUCAAAAAGUGUUCAACGGAUAAAAUGUGCAAAAUUUCUUAGUAAACAAGUUAUUAGUUGACCACGUUUUCAUAUCUCUACUGGCAACUGAGAUACAUCGUUUUGAAUGAACGGUAUUCAAGUUUUUUGAAAAAUUGCCCUUGUUAAUUGACAUUUCUCAACUCUAACCCGAUUUUCAACAAAUCAGCACCUACAACACUCUUUUUUUUGCAGCUGAUAAAAGAGAAGAUCAACCCGAACGUGGCGCAGUGGGAGAAAAGCGGCAGGUAUCCGGCGCACGUCGUCUUCAAAUUUCUCGGACAGUUGGGCGUGUUUGCGGCCAACAAACCAGUGGGUGAGCGCUUUUUAUGCACUUAAAUUCAAUAAUUCCGUUGAUUUUCUGCUAGAAUUCGGCGGAAUGGGCGCGGAUUUCCGGAUGGGAAUCGCGAUCGCCGAGCAGAUCGGCGCCGUCGACUGUGGUUCGAUUCCGAUGUCGGUGAUGGUGCAGACGGACAUGAGCACGCCCGCCUUGUCCCAAUUUGGUGAGUUUAGGUCAAAUUUCUCCAGAGUUGCCACGGCCCGGUUCAAAAAGCGGGAAUCCAAAUUUUGAACUAUUGAUUAAAUAAAAUGUUUGUUUUUCCGAGAAAAAAAAACGGCGAACAAAUCAAUGUUUUACACGCCGCAAUCCGAAAGUUGGAAAAAAAUGGCUAAAGAGCGCGCGCGACCGUAAUGUCGGAGUGUCGUAGUUUUUUUUUUAAAUUUUGAUCCCCGCAAAAAAAAACGAAAAAAUAGAUUUCCCCCAAAAACUUGAAUUCGCGCCUUUUGAGCCGGGCCGGGCCAGCAAAUUUUCGGCCCGGCCCGUAAUUUGGCAAGUCUGAAUUUCUCCAAACGAUUUGAAUUUCGAGUCCGUGACAAAAGGUCGGAAAACCAAAAAGGUCGGAAGACAAAAGGUCGGAAAGCCAAAAGGUCGGAAAAAAGUGACAAAAGGUCGGAAAAAAAUGACAAAAGGUCGGAAAAAAGUGACAAAAGGUCGGAAAAAAUGCCAAAAGGUCGGAAAAACUGCUAAAAUACCUGUUUUCUGGCUUUUUGUAAUUUUUUUCUGACCUCUUGGCAUUUUUUCCGACAUUUUGUCACUUUUUUCCGACCUUUUGGCUUUCCGACCUUUUUGGUUUUCCGACCUUUUGUCACGGACUCUGAAUUUCACGCCAAAAGUGCGGAAGAGCGCGCUUGAAAAGUUGCAAUCGCACGUACUCCAGGUUCGGACGUUCUGCGCAACCGCUUCCUCCGCCCGACAAUCAACGGCGACCUCGUCAGUUCGAUCGCCGUCUCGGAGCCGCACGCCGGCUCCGACGUGUCGGCGAUUCGAACGACGGCGCGCCGCUCCGGCUCCGACCUGCUCAUAAACGGCUCGAAGAUGUGGAUAACGAACGGCGAGCAGGCGGAUUGGGCGUGCGUGCUCGUGAACACGUCGAAAGAGCCGAACGUGCACAAGAACAAGAGCCUCGUGUGCGUUCCGCUGGACCUGCCCGGCGUGCACAGAUCCACGCCGCUCGACAAGCUCGGCAUGCGCAGUUCCGACACGGUACAGCUGUUUUUCGACGAUGUUCGGGUUAGUUUUCAUCCGCUUGUACUCAAAACUAUUUUGCUUCUGCUUUCAGGUUCCCUCCACGUAUAUAAUCGGCGAGGAGGGUCGCGGCUUCACGUACCAAAUGAAACAGUUCAACGACGAGCGUCUGGUCACUGUGGCCGUCGGCCUACUUCCCCUCCAAAAAUGCAUCAACGAGACGAUCGAGUACGCGCGCGAUCGGUCCAUAUUCGGCAAGACGCUUCUCGAUCAGCAGUACGUGCAAUUCCGGCUCGCCGAGCUCGAAGCGGAACUCGAAGCGACACGCUCGCUUCUCUACCGGACAGUGCUGGCGCGGUGCCAGGGCGAAGACGUGAGCAUGCUGACCGCAAUGUCGAAACUGAAGAUUGGACGGUUGGCACGCAAAGUGACCGAUCAAUGUUUGCAAGUAGGAAUUCAGUCUGAAACUAUUGUAUUUAAUGGGGCUAUUCAGGGGAUGAAGUUUUCCGUUUUUUCCCUAUUCAGCGAUGUCAAAAAAUGAAAAAAAACGAAGAGAAAUGCAUCGCUCGCAGCGUUUUUUUUCCGGCGGUUCUCGCAGCGAUUUCCCGGACGCGAAGCAUGCGGCUACUGUGAGAGACAUUUUAUGAGUGGAUUUACGAAAAAUUUUCUAAUUUUUCAGCAAAAUUGCCACGUUUUCCCGCUAUUUUGAACCGAUUUUCACCGAAAAGCUCAAUGUUUUGAACGAUAUGACAAGGCACUCGAAACUAUCAACAAAAAAAAAGAAUUCAAGCGAAGUCGGUCGGAAAUAGCGGAAAACGUGGCGAUUUCGCAUCGUUACCAUAACAGAUAAAUAAGAACGGAAAUUCCGUUGAAAAUCGGUUGAAAAUAGCGGGAAAACGUGGCAAUUUCGCUGAAAAAUUAGAAAAAAAAUUCCCCCUUCUCGUAAAUCCACUCAUAAAACGUCUCUCACAGUAGCCGCAUGCUUCGCGUCCGGGAAAUCGCUGCGAGACCCGCCGGAAAAAAACGCUGCGAGCGAUGCAUUUCUUUCCGUUUUUUUCUUCAUUUUUUGACAUCGCUGAAUAGGGAAAAAAACGGAAAACAAUCAUUUUUUCAUCCCCUGAAUAGCCCCAUAACUGUGUUAUUCAGAUUUGGGGCGGCGCCGGAUACCUGAAUGAGAACGGAAUCUCACGGGCGUUCCGCGACUUUCGAAUCUUCUCGAUCGGCGCCGGAUGCGACGAAGUCAUGAUGCAGAUUAUUCACAAAACACAGUUUAGAAGACAUCAAAUGUCGAAAAAUUAA
Caenorhabditis sp. 36 PRJEB53466 is the source of this 3030-nucleotide messenger RNA. The record is from the annotation of a GenBank genome assembly. NCBI's taxonomy places the organism in Eukaryota, Metazoa, Nematoda, Chromadorea, Rhabditida, Rhabditidae.